AUGACUUUAAAUAUAAAAAAUUUUUUCGAAAAAAGUUUUCCUUCUUCCCCUCCUUUUUGCUUAACAUUUUUGGCUUCUUUCUUGAUAUACAUAUUAUUUUUUUUCAUUAUUUGUGUCCUCUUCUUUUUUGAAUAUAUCUUUCUUUUAUUUUUUUUUCUACUUCAAUUAUUUUUUAGUUCUGUCAGUUUUUGUGGGGGACUGUUUCCUUUUUUGGAAUUUUUCUCAUUUUUUUCAAUAAAUAUAUGCGUGCUUUGUGUUUCAGUCCUUUCUUUCCCUUUUAUUUUCUGUCCCCAAUUUUGUGCCUAUUUCUUUGCAUUUUCAAUUAAUUGUAUUGGGGAUUUGGUAGAAAAAGAAAAAAACUCUUGGGGGAUUUUAUUUAUUAAAAAAAGUUAA
Molecule: messenger RNA, 393 nt
Organism: Meloidogyne enterolobii
Lineage: Eukaryota; Metazoa; Nematoda; Chromadorea; Rhabditida; Meloidogynidae
Source: the annotation of a GenBank genome assembly